Molecule: messenger RNA, 3145 nt
Organism: Megalobrama amblycephala (Wuchang bream)
Lineage: Eukaryota; Metazoa; Chordata; Actinopteri; Cypriniformes; Xenocyprididae
Gene: ehd2b
Product: EH-domain containing 2b
Exons: 7
Coding region: 665-2296 (543 amino acids)
Biological process (GO): endocytosis; endosomal transport
Cellular component (GO): cytoplasm; plasma membrane
Molecular function (GO): GTP binding; protein binding; calcium ion binding
Source: RefSeq, a predicted model, not a curated record
CCCUCAACUCCCUGUCCCCACCCUGGUUUAAACCCAUUGUCAUCACUUGCCUAAAACCAAUCAGCUGUCCAAGGCUCUCCCCUGCUUCUGCGUCAGGCAGUGUUUGAAGAAGAGGUGCAGAGAGAAACGUAGGCAGGGAAGGAGGCAGUACUUGUGUGCAUGCCUUAGAGCUGAUUUUGCUGCAAGAGACAGAAGCAUAAGCAGAUCAAGACCUCUCAUCUGAAAUACACGAAAGAUCCGAGAAGAACCGUAACUUGUAACGUUUUACUUGGUGCUACUCUGGUUCCUUGGACAGAUUGUUCCUUCUAAGUUACAUCCUCACAUGUAGAAACACCUCCAGGGCUGGAGAAAAGAGUAGCUAAGGUCAAUCAUCUCUUCAAGUACUUCAAUCUGAGAUUCAACAUUUUCCAGGCAAAAAAAGUCAUUUACUAAAACAGAAGAAAUCCGGGGGGGUCAAAAGUUAUAUAACAUUGUAUACUAUAGUUUGCUUUAUAACUCCAGCAAACCACUGUAAACCUUCAAGGCAGAACAUUUGGGUGCAUUACAUUAAUACUGUAAGCAAGAGAAGAGUCUUUACAGUCAUCCCAGAGGACACGUAAACAGUGCAAAACACAGCCAUAAAUUAACUGCAAAGGAAACUCUAAAUACUCUCACAAGUUGCACGAUGUCACGCUGGGGACGCAAGAAUGUCAAAAAGGCCCCGGAGGUGAUUAGGACAGUGACCGAGGGCCUUAAGUCACUCUAUCGAAAGAAACUCCUGCCUCUGGAGCAGUACUACUGCUUCCAUGACUUCCACUCACCGAGUCUGGAGGACGCUGACUUUGACAACAAACCUAUGGUGCUAGUGGUUGGACAGUACUCCACAGGAAAGACCACCUUCAUCAAGUAUCUGCUGGAACAGGACGUCCCAGGGAGUCGUAUAGGGCCGGAGCCCACCACUGACUGCUUCACCGCUAUCAUGCAUGGAGACGUGGAGGGGCUCAUUCCUGGAAACGCCCUCAUAGUGGAUCCCAACAAACCCUUCCGCAAGCUCAACCCCUUUGGAAACACCUUCCUCAACAGAUUCCAGUGUGCUCAGCUGCCCAACCAGGUCCUGGAGAGCAUCAGCAUCAUUGACACCCCAGGCAUCCUGUCCGGGGCCAAACAGAGAGUGAGUCGAGGAUAUGACUUCCCAGCAGUUCUCCGCUGGUUUGCUGAGCGUGUGGACCGGAUCAUUCUUCUCUUUGAUGCCCACAAGUUGGAGAUCUCGGAUGAAUUCUCAGAGGCAAUCGGGGCCCUCAAGGGCAAUGAAGACAAACUCCGUGUUGUGCUGAACAAGGCUGAUAUGAUUGAUACCCAGCAGCUCAUGCGAGUGUAUGGAGCUUUAAUGUGGUCUCUGGGGAAAGUGUUUGGUACUCCUGAAGUUCUGAGAGUCUACAUCGGGUCCUUCUGGUCUGAACCUCUUAUGGUGACCGACAAUCGCAAGCUGUUUGAGUUGGAGGAGGAAGAUCUGUUUGCUGAUAUCCAGAAUCUGCCACGCAACGCAGCCCUACGCAAACUUAAUGACUUGGUCAAGAGGGCUCGUCUUGUGAGGGUACAUGCCCAUAUCAUGAGUUACUUGAAGCAAGAGAUGCCAUCUGUCUUCAGGAAGGACAAUAAAAAGAAGAACCUGAUCUACCAGCUCCCGGUCAUCUUCUCCAAGAUUCAGCUACAGCAUCAUAUCUCUCCAGGAGACUUCCCUGAUUGUUCCAAGAUGCAGGAGCAACUAAUGGCACAUGACUUCUCCAAGUUUAAAGCCCUGAAGCCCAACCUGAUGGCUAUGCUGGAUGAGCUGCUGUCUAACGACAUUGCCAAACUGAUGCCCCUUCUUAGGCAAGAAGAAAUAGAGGCUGGGGUCCAGCUUGGGGUCCAAGGUGGGGCCUUCUUGGGAACACGUGCUGGACCCUUUAUGGAAGGGGACCCCUUUGGCGAGAACGCGGAUCAAAAUGGUGAGGUGGGUGAGGAAGAUGAGGAAUGGGUGGUGACAAAGGACAAGCCCAAGUAUGACGAGAUCUUCUACAACCUAGCACCAAACGAAGGCAAACUAAGUGGCACCAAAGCCAAAGAUUGGAUGGUGAGCACACGGCUGCCCAACUCCGUGCUGGGCCGCAUCUGGAAGCUCUCGGAUGUGGAUCGUGACGGCAUGCUGGAUGACGAAGAGUUUGCCCUGGCCAGCCACCUGAUUGAGGUGAAACUGGAUGGCCAUGGGCUGCCCCCUGAGUUGCCUGCCCGUCUCGUGCCACCAUCCAAGCGCCGACAAAAAGGCUCUGAUGCUUAGACAAUGCAGCAAUGCACCCACGAUCAACUGAUCCUUUUCCGCACUUCCAGCAUGUUGUCCAGCUCCACAGCUGCUGCAAUGCAUCUCCGUUCACUGUAUUUUGGUGCCUUUUUGUACUUUGGUAAUUUUGUAACAUGCAAUUAAUGUCUUGCUAUGUAUUCUUGGUUCAAAUGCAAUAAUGCAAAGAUUCCCAGCUGGAAGCCAAAGAGAAUUGUGAUAAACCAAAGACUGGUCUCAGUAAUUUGGAAGGAAUGUCGCAUCUGUUGCCAUUUUUUUCCUGACGGUAAAAUCAUAUGAUAUCACAUCCAGAAAUGCUUUACACAUGACUCAGUUCAUAGAACUUACAAUGGCUCCUGUACUAAGGGAUAGCAAAUAAACUCUUGCAGAUAACAGACAUUCAUUUUUAUCAUUUAGCGUAGAAAUCUAUAGACUUGGCUUUACACGCUUUCCGUUUGGCUUUUAAUGUUUUUAACAAAAUGAGAAUGUGAAGUCAAGGCAAACACUCAAAACUCUGAAACUGCUUUGAAAGAAGACAUGAGGAGGCAAGUUAAAAGUUUGUUUUUAGAAUCAGUUUACUAGAAUGUUGCUGUCUUUGCCUUUAAAUUUGAAAAAGAAAUAUGCUUUAUAUGUGAUCAGUUUUAUUGUUUUCCUUUUUUUGUAUUGACUGAGCUCUAUGCAUACUAUGAAAGACUGUCACAAGAUAUAUAUAUAUAAAAUCAAUGUCAUACAUGUUAAAGCAAAAUGUGGAGAUUUCUUACUGACUACUGUAAACAGUUCCACUGAAUGCUUCAGUUAACCAAUGUUUUCACAGUAAAUAUAUUGAGCUGAAUAAAGACCCUUUGACUUGUA